AAAAAUGUAGGUUAUUUUAGUUAUACAUCUGUUUUUAAUUAUCUUAAGAGACCUUGACAAUGAAAUGAAAAGAUAAUUUUGUUGACCUUUUCUUUUUAUAAAUAUAAAUGAAAAAAUUAUUUCGAAAAAUCUUAACAAGCAAUGGGAGGGGCGGUUAGCGCUGGUAAAAAUAACGAUGAACUAAUUGAUAAUUUAGUCAAAGCAAAAUUUAUCAGAAACUUUAACAUUGAAGAGGCGUUUAGGAUUGUUGAUCGUUCAUAUUUUUUCCCCAAAGAUUUUGUGAACAAUGCCUAUAUGGACAUGGCUUGGAAACAUGGGGAUAUUCAUAUUUCAGCCCCAUGCAUUUAUUCUGAAAUAAUUGAAGCUCUCAACAUCCAACACAAAAUGAGUUUUUUAAAUAUUGGAAGUGGAACUGGAUACUUAUCAACUAUUGCUGGGAUUUUAUUAGGUAGACCUUUUGGUGUAAAUCACGGAGUGGAAAUUUUUAAAGACCUGAUUGAGUUCUCUCAAUUCAAUAUAGAAAAUUUUAAACGAGAUAUUUUAAAUUACCGCCCAAACGCGCAUUAUCUUACAUCUACCAAUGAUCUCAUAUAUUAUAGCGGCUCUUCCAAGAAACGUCGAUCUACUCUGUGCUACAACCAUUCAUUUUCUUGUUUGCCUAUAAAAACAUUUAUAAACCACGAUUUGUUUCACUCCGGCCACGAUAGCUCUAACAGCGAUAACACCACUGAUAAUCACGAGAAUACAACAAAAUUUCCAGUCAUAAGUUGCGAAGAUUUUUGCCAACCUACUUUCAUUCACGGAAAUGUUAUCGACAUUCUAAUAUCGUCUUUUAUUCCAGAUUUUACCUUGAAUUACAGAGAUGACAAUGGCGAUCUAAAGGCGAAGUAUAACCAUGACACGCGCGAUAAAACAAAACUUAUGAAAGAAUACGAUAGAAUCUACUGCGGCGCCACUUGCCUUUUAAACAUGGAAGAAUUGCUUAAACGAUUGAUUAAAGUCGGCGGUAUUUUAGUGUUGCCUUCCAGAGAUCAAAGGGAGAGCACUCUUACAAUACAUGCUGGAAUGCAAUUCCGGAAUAAUCAGCUUAUAUGUAUAAACCGAACAGCGGUUGAUGAAUGGAAAUCUGACAUAAUAAUGCCCGUUUGCUUUGCGCCUCUAAUACUCCCCGAAGUUUUUCAAGAAUUGAUGGAAAAUUUUGGACCCUCUUUCAUACCACAAUGCAUAAAUGAAUAUAUCACGGGUAGCACUAAAAAUGAAAGAAAAGGCAAUAAAAAUAAAGAUGUUUUAUCACAAUCGUAUAUUUAUAUUAAUCCCAUGCCUCUAAAAGAAAUCUGCAGAUAUUUCGUGCGCAAGUUAUUGCACGAGGAUUAUCACUCAAAGACUCAACAUUCCAUUUUACACCUUCCGCAAGUCGCUCAUCCCUGCGCUUUCACACCUAAAGAUAUGGUCCAAAGCAGUCUCGACGAAAAAGCUUCUAUAUGUGAUUCGACCAGUAAUCGUAUCUUAAAUUUUCAUACCCAUAUCAACAAAUCUAAACGUAGUUAUAGCAUACAAAUCGUUGAUUUUCCGCGGAUGAUGGAGUUUAACAUAAAUGACCACGACAUCGCGGAAAGUAAGCAAAUUCUAGCUAAAAAACGCAACGAAAAAGAACUGACAAUGACGCUCAAGAGGAUUGAGCAGAGGAAUCGCUAUAUCGAUAAUGCUACAUUAAAUUUACCCGUACCCCAAGUUCUGCGCCAAUAUCUAAGCUACAUAUGACAACCUAAUAACUCAUGGUUGAAAUAAUCUUUUUUUUUGUAAUGUUUAGUUGUUUCAGUUGUUUUACAGUUAUUAUUAUUGACAUAAAAAUUAUAUAAAAUUUAAUUAAAAUGCAAUUAUUAUCGUAUCAGGUUGAUAGAUAAAAAUUAAUAAUUUAUAUAAAAUUAAAUUAUACCAAAAAUCAAUUUAAAUGGGUUUUAAAGAAAUUUUAUUAUAUACAAUAUAUAUUUGUAUAAAUUUUAUAU
This is a messenger RNA of Gordionus sp. m RMFG-2023, 2006 nucleotides long. Its product is annotated as protein-L-isoaspartate O-methyltransferase domain-containing protein 1-like. Lineage: Eukaryota; Metazoa; Nematomorpha; Gordioida; Chordodea; Parachordodidae. Gene Ontology annotation, molecular function: protein-L-isoaspartate (D-aspartate) O-methyltransferase activity. The transcript is spliced from 4 exons. The coding region runs from base 142 to 1761 and encodes 539 amino acids. Gene Ontology annotation, biological process: protein modification process. The record is from RefSeq and is a predicted model, not a curated record. Gene Ontology annotation, cellular component: cytoplasm.